This is a messenger RNA of Mirounga angustirostris (Northern elephant seal), 4064 nucleotides long. It is a transcript of the gene CCDC191, whose product is annotated as coiled-coil domain containing 191. The record is from RefSeq and is a predicted model, not a curated record. The transcript has 17 exons. Lineage: Eukaryota; Metazoa; Chordata; Mammalia; Carnivora; Phocidae. Bases 135 to 2891 code for a protein of 918 amino acids.
UGGUGGUUCGGCGGCGCCCCACACCUGCCUUCUUUGAGGCCGGAGGAACUACAACUCCCAGGACGACCCGGAAGCAGCCUAGGCAACGGAGCGGUAGUUCCAGCAUUGCGGUGGUCCGGGCCCGAACCUGGAAAAUGCUGCUGGCGCCCCAGGAAAGGUCCUCCUCUAGGAAGAGGACGGGGCCGAAUCGCUGGAAACAAUUUACAAGGAAGCCGAGUCCUAAGCCUGCCUUUGACCCUGACAAUGUGGAACACUGGAUUAAGAAGGUGGAGAAAGCCUCAGAAUUUGCAGUUUCAAAAGCAUUUUCUCCUACAAAUUCCAAUUUGUCCAGAAGGCUUUGGAGCCAAAUCAUAGAUUUGGAAACAUCUGAGCAAAUAGAGGAUCGUGAUGAAGUCUAUGCGGAAGCUCAGGAGCUAGUCAAUGACUGGUUAGACACCAAACUUAAGCAAGAACUAGCAAGUGAUGGUGAAGAUGGUGCUGAAGACACUGUGUCAAAUAUCCUUCCUGUGCCGGAAGCCAGUGAUCAUUUGAAAUAUGACAAGUUUGAUGAGUUGUGUGGCUAUUUGGAGGAAGAAGAGGAAAGUACCACCGUUCAAAAAUUUAUAGACCAUCUGCUCCAUAAAAAAGUGGUGGAUUCUGGAAUGUUGGAAGAUCUUGGAAUGAAUGGAAACCAAGACAAGCAGCAGCAGAAGGAUCCUCGUCUUACCAUGGAGAUGAGACAUAAGCAGGUAAAAGAAAACCGCAUGAGACGUGAGAAAGAACUGGAGCGCCAGAGAAUGGAAAAGACCCUGAAAAAAUCGGUCUUCUUAGAGGCUCAGUAUUUGGUGCAGGUAGAGAAGAGAAAGAAGGCUCUGGAAGCCAAGAAAGAGGAGGAGGAGAUUCAAAGGGAGAUGGUAAAGCUGCGGAGGGAGAUAAUUGAGAGGAGACGAACUGUGGAAGAAGCAUGGAAAAUAGAGAGGAAAAAGCAGGAAGAAAAUUCUCCCAAAAAUACAGAAAAAGGCAUGGUUCAGAGUGAUUAUAUUCUUCUGGGUGAAGAAAAAAUGGCGAAAGAAAGAAAGAAGAAACUGAGAGAGUUAUUAAUCCAAACUUUCAAGGAAAAUCAUCAGUGUCAAAAACGGUAUUUCUCUGCCUGGCACGAGCUGAUCCUUGAUCACAGGAUUAAGCUGGGAAAAGCUGGGACCCUGUCCAACUGGAAGUUCCAACUGAAGGUCCUGCGGGCCUGGAGAGACUACACAAGAUCCCAGAAGUUGGCGCGGGAGACUCAAGCCAUGCAGAAUGACCUUAGGGAAGAAAACAGAAAACAACACCUGGCCACUGAGUAUAACCGGAAACAAGUCCUCCGACACCGCUUUACAGAAUGGCAGCGUUGGCACCGUGCAGAGGUUGUGAAGAGGGAGCUGGCUCUAACAAAGGAGGAAACUAGGAAGAAAAUGAAUGAGCUGCUAGAGGCGGCAUCCCUAGGGAAACUCAGCACAAAUGGGUCAUCAGGCAUCAGUCUACUUGAGGAGGCAGCAGCUAUGGUGGAUCCGCCUAUAAGAAAUGGAGAGGUGACUGCCGGGCCACCUCUGCGGGAAAAGCCUCCCUCAGGGAGCUGUGAUUGCAUGCCCGGCCCCCACCUAGGAAGACCAACAAAGAGCGACUUGCAGGUUCCCCUCCAGCAUGUCCCUCUGAACACAUCCGACAAUAAGCAGCACACGACCAGGGAUGUCGAGCCCUCCCAACAGCCUAGAAGCAGCAAGAAGCUCAGAACCACCAGCCAGAAAACAGAAUCCAUUUGCAUGGGUCAUUUCCACAACCGCCAUGUCUUCCAGCAACAGUUGAUUGAAAAGCAAAAGAAGAAACUUCAGGAACAGCAGAAAACAAUUCUGGAGCUGAAGCAAAGCCAGCGGCUGGCAGAGGCUCGGUGGGCCGCAGAGCGGGCUGCAGCAGUCACAGAUGCCCAGAGCUGCCUGCUAUCAAAUCCCAGAGGAAAAGAACCCAAGAGAACGUGCCACGUGCUUCCAAAUUCGCCUGUUGCUUCCCCUGAGACUGAUGGUAGAGGAAGUGACUCCCCAAAUUCUCUCUCUGGACCCAGAAGGAACCCAAGGCAGCUGAUGGCAUCCCACCCCAUACUGAAAGCCAUGGAAGAGAGAGCAGUUCAGCGAGCUGAACGUAGGCGGAUCUUGGCAGAGAGGAAGAAGAAACAAGAAGAGGAGAAAUUGGCCCAGUUAAAGGCCCAAGAGGAGGAGCGUCAGAAGAGGGAAGCAGAAGAAAAGGAGGCUCAGCUUAAGAAAAAACGAGAAGAGAAGAGACUGCAGAAAAUGAAAGAACUAGAGAAGCAGAAGAGAAUUAAGAGGAACCAGCAGCUGGAAGCAGUAGCCAAAGAACAUUAUGAAAGGGUAUUGCUAAGAAAAAAAGGCCUGGAGCCUUGGAAGAGAUUGAGAAUGCAAAGCAAGCAAAACAUCCAGGUGGCCGAAGAACAUCACUCUUUGGCUCUACAGAGAAAAUGCCUGCAGUCCUGGUUCCAGUAUAGUCAGGAAAUCCUGGCUAGGAACACAGCCCGGGCUGAUCAACUCUAUUGCCAAAUAUUGCUUAGGAGAGUUAUCCGGAGCUGGCUACAGUACCUGACUGAUUUGGAGGAAGAAGUACAAAAACUGUGGGUGCAUUUUCUUCAGAAGAAGAUAUUCAGGGCCUGGUUUAACAUGGUCAGGGAGGCCAAGAUCGAUUCCCAGAACAAGCGUGAGAUUGCAGUGGAACAUCAUGACAGGAGGACUCUCUGGAUCACAUUUGAGACAUGGAAGAAGUCUGUAAAAUUUAUGAAAGAGGAAAAAAUAAAAGAAGAAAGGCGAGAGCAACUCCGCCGGAAGGUGGCUGAAAUUCUCCCAGACUUCCAGCCAUUCGCGCUGCGCUGAGCCCCGGGCCCGGGUGCGGUGGCGGACAUCGGCGCUGAGAGAGUGGGUGCCGUGUGCGGGCCGGGCAUCCGCACACUCACGCAGACACCUGCUCUGUGGCCCGCCGGGCACUUCUUGGAUCAAAGGGUCUCUCUGGGGAAUUUUUACUUCCUUCUUUGAUUUCUGUUGGAUUGCUAAUUAGUUCACUAAAGCAUUUAUCACAGCAGGAUCAUUCAAAGAAUAGUGUAAAGCUCAACUAUUCAAAUGCAUCCUAUAUAUUUUAGCAUCAGAAACUUUAAAGAGGCAAGUGUUUGCUUGCCUGAGUCUCUGAAAGAAAAUGUGUCCCUAUAAUUUAACAUGAGUUGUUGACAAAUGUAACGUAAUAGAAAUUAAAGGCAGUGAGUACGCAGAAAAGGAGUCACAGGUGGUCCGUGACCUAGCACCAUAGCGUUGGCAAGAGGCCCUCUGCCAGACGCCCUCCUUUGUGCCCACCCUGCUGGGAAGCCGCAUCCCAAAUGGGACCCAGUGCAGCUGCUGCAAAGGGCAGCGACUGUCUCACUGAGGGGCAACUAUGGCACCAAAGAUCCUUCUCUUCAGUGCAUGCUGACAGGCAUGAAGGGAAUUCCAGAAGCUAAUGACUCUCUCAGGGGCAGUCCAGCAAUUCGUUAAAACAUCUGUGCAUGCUUCCAACUGCAGCUUCUAAAUAAUACACUCCGUCUCUCUUCUAGUCCUCCGCUCGGUUUGAUCCACAUAUCGAGAUGAAUUCAAAGAACGAUUUCAUCUUCAAGGUGCAGAUGACUAUAGAGACUGACAAAUGCUCUUCUGUGAAUUGUCUGAAUUACCUGCUAGAAAAAACAUUUUCAUUAUAAAGUACAUGUUCGUUAUAACAAAUCUAAGUAAUAGACAAGUACAUCGGUAGAACAAGAAAGCCCCUUGCAGCCGAGGUAACUGCUAGUAGUUGCUAGGUUGAAAAUUCGAGUUGGUAAGAUAAAGUUGAAUAUGUGUUCAAUAAAUUGUUCUUGUCCUUACUUCCUAGAAGGGAUAUCCAGCUCCACCACCUGCACAAUGACUUACAUCCUUUUUCUGUGGAACAUGUGUGAGGAUUUACUCAGAAAUGACAAAACACCCUAAAUUGAACUUUAUUCCUUCUACAGUGUCCCUGUCCCCACGUCUUUUCCUUUAAUAUGAUUAUAC